AUGAGAAUCAGCGAAGGAAACCCUGCGGCGGCCACUAUGUUUUCUUCGGAAUCGAUGACCACUUCCACCGGAAGUUCGGGCGACGUUUAUCCGGCGAGCUCGGAGCUUCCCUUUCCUCCCAGGACGUUCUCUGUCGAGGACUCUGUUGUUUACAGAGGCGAAGGGAACGCUAACGUCGUUAUUGCGCUCUCGCAAGAGCGCAAGGUAAUUCGAUUCCGGAAGUCGUUGCCGGACGAUGUUCCACCGGAUGGCGGCAGACAACGAGCCGAACGAGAAGUGGAAUUCGUGAGGAGCGUGGCUUCCUGCUUUUUAGGCCCGUACACGCAGAUCCCCGAGAUUCUACGGUGCGACGCGAAAGACAUUGCCAGACUUUCGGAAGCCAUUCAAACACUCCGGCCAGAGAAACGACGCGACAAGAACAUUACAGAGACCUACGCCACGAAAUUUCCGGAUUACACUUUCCUUCGAACGAAACACGAUCCGCGGUUAUUCCGAGGCAAGGAAAUCUUUUCCGUUGAGAUUAAACCAAAACAAGGAUAUUCAAGGGACGACGAUCGAAAACUUCAAAAGUGUUCGUACUGUUUGAUGCAAUAUUACAAGCUGAAGAAGAAGGUGAUUACAUCCCGAAGUAGUUACUGUCCGUUCGAUCUCUUUUCGGGGGUGGAGGAACGAAUGAAAUCGGCGUUAAAAGGACUCCUGGCAUCCCCGCAAAACAAUCUGAAAAUUUUCAGGAACGGUGUAAUUGUUUACAAUCAGGAAUCGUCUUCGAGCGAUCUCGAACGUGUUUUGGCGGAAUGGUUUCGUAAUUCUCCGUCGAGUACCAGCGAAGAAUACACCGACGAAUUUUAUGAUUUAAUCUACGGCGCUCUUUUGUGUCCGUUUUCUCAAGAAGGAUUCAAGCCGUCUGCUGCAUACGAAAUAAGCGAACCUGCUCGACGCGACUUUGAGCCAAUAUCGUACAUUAACCCAGACGUUGUUGCAAAAGCAAAAAAACUUCUGUACUUCUCUGGUGAGGCAUGCAAUUUACAGGGGGAAACUUUACCAAAUAAUUCUGUGUUAGAGCGGAUCCUUCAUGUGCAAAAGCUGCCCUUUAUUACUACAGAGUACGUUUAUAACAUAUAUUCAACGUUUCGGUUGUUAUUAAAAGACGAUAUAGUAUAUAACAACUUGAUUAAAGCACAGACGUUUUGGGGUCAUCGAAAAUUCUCCUAUAAAUCUACAAAAAGUAUCACAGAAAGUGCGAAAACGUUAAAGGAUACUCCUUGGAGAACCUGUAUUACAGGCACCCACACUCCGAAUAGAACCACGAACAGACACAGUUAUACUGAACAUAGAAAUGUUAAUUCGGAAUUUCAAGGAACUACCAACAACGACCGUAUUAAAAGUGUACUUGUUCCCGGAAAAUCAAAUUUACUUCCUACGUACUUAGGAGAUAAUGAUCUAUUGUAUGGUAAAUCUGAUGUACCACAGAACGAAGGCAACGGAUAUUGCACUGAAGCAGAAGCGAAUUGUUGUAUAAGCUCUGAAGAUAUAUUAUGCUUACAGAAUUAUCUUCUGUUUUCGUGUGCCAGGGAUUGUUCAAUACUCAUAGCAUUUCGUGAACUAAAUACGGAUGUAGCGCCUGCUUCGAAUGAAGGUGUAAUAAAACUUUCAAAUGGACUCAGUUUUCUUUGUGACAUUGGAAUUUCGGAUUUAGAUCCAAAAAGUCUUCGUUGCAUUGAGAAACACAGACAGCGAGAUACUGAUGUUUUAAACUCCGUAAUAUCUGUCUUGGAAGAAGAUCUGAUGCUUAAAAAUCAUUCGACGUAA
Messenger RNA from Dufourea novaeangliae, 1809 nucleotides. It is a transcript of the gene Ipk1, whose product is annotated as inositol-pentakisphosphate 2-kinase. The record is from RefSeq and is a predicted model, not a curated record. Gene Ontology annotation, cellular component: nucleus. Gene Ontology annotation, molecular function: ATP binding; inositol-1,3,4,5,6-pentakisphosphate 2-kinase activity. NCBI's taxonomy places the organism in Eukaryota, Metazoa, Arthropoda, Insecta, Hymenoptera, Halictidae. The coding region runs from base 1 to 1809 and encodes 602 amino acids. Gene Ontology annotation, biological process: inositol phosphate biosynthetic process. The transcript has 7 exons.